Messenger RNA from Acanthaster planci (crown-of-thorns starfish), 5954 nucleotides. RefSeq names its product inosine-5'-monophosphate dehydrogenase 2-like. NCBI's taxonomy places the organism in Eukaryota, Metazoa, Echinodermata, Asteroidea, Valvatida, Acanthasteridae. Gene Ontology annotation, molecular function: IMP dehydrogenase activity. The record is from RefSeq and is a predicted model, not a curated record. Gene Ontology annotation, cellular component: cytoplasm. Gene Ontology annotation, biological process: GTP biosynthetic process.
AUGUCCGUCUUUGCGUACUCUGCAUCACACAGUGCAGUUGCAAGCUGAGGUGCUGUCAUCCGUCCAACGUGCGGCUGCAUCAUCAUGAAUGACAUGCUAAACUUGUGCAUCAGUAGCGGCGACGCGGCCGGUGUUGGCAUUGCGGGAAACGGCCCAGUCGUGCCCUUGUCUACACCAGGUUUACGGGAUGGUGAGGCAUUGGAUGGGAAAUCAGUGACGGGAGAUGUGGAGACCAACGAAACAGUCCAUGCAGACAGAAAGAGAAAAAUGGCUGACUACGUUGGUGAAACGCCACAUCCCGCCAUCGACGAUGGACUCCCAGGAUCAACGCUAUUUGCAUCGGGUGAUGGACUGACAUACAAUGACUUUCUGAUCUUACCAGGGUAUAUUGACUUCACAGCAGAUGAAGUGGAUCUGACCUCAGCGCUGACCAAAAAGAUCAUCUUGAAAGCUCCCCUUGUGUCCUCGCCCAUGGAUACAGUGACGGAGUCUUCGAUGGCCAUUGCAAUGGCGUUAUGCGGCGGUAUUGGUUUAAUACACCAUAACUGCACUCCAGAAUUUCAAGCCAAUGAAGUCCGCAAAGUGAAGAAAUACGAACAGGGCUUCAUCAUGGAUCCUGUCUGCAUGGGGCCAGACGACACUGUGGGCUGCGUCUUCUCUGCCAAGGUGACCCACGGCUUCUCUGGCAUACCGAUCACAGACACCGGUACAUUGGGCGGCAAGCUCCUGGGUAUUGUCACCGCCCGCGACAUUGACUUCCUGAAGGCAGACUCUUACAGCACCUCUUUGAAGGAGGUGAUGACCAAGCGUGACGAUCUGGUGGUUGCAUCCGCCAACAUCACGCUCAGGGAGGCCAACGUCCUGCUGCAGAAAUCCAAGAAGGGUAAGCUACCGAUCGUCAAUGAAAAAGACGAGCUGGUGUCGCUGAUCUCACGAACAGAUCUGAAGAAGCAUCGAGAGUUUCCGCUGGCCUCCAAGGACGCCCACAAACAGCUUCUUGUCGGGGCAGCCAUCGGGACAAGAGAGGAGGAUAAGGCCAGACUAGAGUUGCUGGCCCAGGCCGGUGUGGAUGUGGUUGUCCUGGAUUCUUCACAGGGCAAUUCCUCCUUCCAAAUCAACAUGGUCAAAUACAUCAAGCAGACCUACCCAGACAUCCAAGUUGUAGGAGGCAAUGUUGUGACGGCGUCCCAAGCACAGAACCUUAUAGAUGGUGGAGUUGACGCCUUGAGAGUGGGCAUGGGUAGCGGCUCCAUCUGCAUCACGCAGGAAGCCAUCCCAAGCAUCAGCAAAAAUCCAUUGACCGUUCAGGAGGGCCCUCGGGCCAAUGUCUUGAUGGCAGUAGGGCGCCCUCAAGGCACAGCGGUGUACAAGGUAUCGGAGUAUGCCCGUCACUUCGGCGUACCAGUGAUUGCUGAUGGUGGCAUUACAUCAGUGGGUCACAUAACGAAGGCCUUGGCACUGGGGGCAUCAACAGUAAUGAUGGGCAGUCUACUAGCGGGCACCAGCGAAGCGCCCGGGGAGUAUUUUUUCUCUGACGGAGUGAGGCUGAAGAAGUACCGAGGAAUGGGUUCCCUGGACGCCAUGGAGUCUAACAAAUCCAGCGCACAGAGAUACUUCAGCGAGCGAGACAAGCUGAAGGUAGCCCAGGGUGUUUCUGGCAACAUCGUGGACAAGGGCUCCAUUCACAAGUUUGUCCCGUACCUCAUAGCCGGGGUCCAGCACGGCUGCCAGGACAUUGGUGCUAGGAGUCUGACACAACUCAGAGAAAAAAUGUAUUCGGGGGAGCUGCGGUUCGAAAGAAGAACGACCUCCGCCCAGAUCGAAGGGAACGUCCAUGGAUUGCAUUCAUAUGAGAAAAGACUUUUCUGAGCUGCAAGCCCCACCCUCCGUGGUCGCUCCUCACUUACCUUUCCACUUUUUCGUUUGGCGCACCAAUGAUUUCCUUCCUUGUCACGCUGUAGUAUUUGCACAUUUUAGUGCCCUUUUGUUGUUCACUAGUAUCGCGUGCUGUACACCGGUUAUGAGUCUGUCAUGGACAAAACACUUGAAAAUCCUGGAGGUGGUGAGUCUUGAUGUGCAAAAUGUGGCUGAUAACCAGUGAACCGAAGAGACUUGUAUUGUGUGAAUCAACUGGUGACCAGGGGCCAAUUUCACAGUGCCACCAAGCAAAAGUAUUGCUUAAUAACACAUUCAUGUGCUGAGCAAUAGUAGUCAGCAGAUGACUAGUCCAAAAAUAUACGGAACGCGUAGCAUUUUGGUCGGUAACUUGCUCUUGCUAGGCUGCAGCCGACUUGACAAAACUUUAGGCAGUGGUGCAACUCCACUUAUGCCACAGUUUCUUCUGUAAGUUACUCAACAAAUUGAUUGAUUGAUUUUAUGAAACUUAUGUUCUGCGUGAGUCUGCGACUUACCGAACAAAUUGAUGGUGUGACUCACGCAGUCAUUUUAGGUGGCGUAAGUUGUGCUGGACGAAGCAAAAAUGAACAAUUUGUCUAGCUUAUCAAAUUCAGUGAAGCCUCAUCAUUGCUGAACUUAAGGUUUGUAUGAGAAAUGCACAGCUUUGUUGUCGAAGGUAAUGAGAAACAUUUUCGGUUGUGAGAAAACUGCAAGAUAUUUUUGUCCAGUUCCGAUGAAGAAAAGAUGAAAACUUUUUCAAAACGGUGAGCAGAAGUGAUUCAACGACUGUUUGACGACUGCUGUUGUACUGGAAAAGAACAGCCAUCGUAAAAGGCGUUUUUGUCCUGUCCAAGAAAUUUGAUAUUGUUAAAAGUUGGCACAGCUAUGCAACUAUUCAUGAAAUCAAACUUGAGUAUAUCACGCAGCUAUGGCAUAGAUUUGUGGCACAAGGCUUACACAUGGUUCAAAGUUGCGCCAUGUUUCGUGAAAUUGGCUGCAGAAAAUUUCUUGGCUAAGCAGAUUUCUGUGUUUGGUGACUCAAUGAAGCUCGCCCUAGUGAAAAAUGCAAUCAAUAAUUGAGACUUAGCCAAGAAGUUAACCGUUACAUAGUUCAUGCAAGGCAGAAUCCUUGCCAAUUGAUAUUGUUCUGAAUGCCGAGUUCCAGUCAAGUUGUCACAGGUCAGUACAUAAGUCCUUGACUCGCAAGUCGCGUGGCAGGCUUUGAGACAAACUCUGAUGGAGGCGUUGUCUGUUAUGGUCCAUUCACAUUAUGUAUGACCUGGACUGACCAGCACAAAUGUCAGUAAAACUUUGCUGCAUGUGGAAACCUCAAGUAAACCAAAAUACAGUCAACCACCUUUCUAUUGGUCAUUGUGACUUAACGGAUUACCUCCAUAUAAUGGACCUUGUAUUAUAACUAUUGGAAAACAGAAUACAGAAACUUGGGGACCUAACAUCUAUGUUGCUGUAAACAGGAUGUUGUAUUGUAGCGUCAGAAUACUGCAGAUUGUGGCCUCUGACAAUGUUUGUUUAAAACGGAAUACUUUAACUUGGCUCACGUCUUGAUGCAGAAAGGACAAUUUUUCCAAAAUCUCCAAAACAUCAGCAGACACCUCUGUAGGACAAAUGCAGAUUACCUGUGUUGAUGACAUUUGAAAUGUUAUUGGACCACACACAGCCGGUUCCAUGUGUGCCGACACUGGCCAAUAUUAGCAGUGUUCGCCAGAAGUGGACUGCUUCUGAUCUGACUCAUGAGCAGCAUAGACUGGGUUAAACACUCCGCCAGAAAGAAGAAUUUAGGGGAAAUAAACUCCACACGAUUGUUUCAGUAUUUGCAGAAAUUAGGGCUGUAGUUGAGACAUUUGCAAGCCCAGGCAAGACACCAGUCACAAGGAAUAGUUUGAACAGUGACAAGGUCUGCUUUUGUUGCAGUUUAUGUGAAUUGUUGAUGACAUAAAUUCAGAGAAGAAGCCUUGUAAUGGUCUCAAGAGAUCCUGACUACAACACCAACAGAAAAAACAAUCUGGAUGAGCUUUCCAAACAGUUUGGCCACACAAGGAAGGGGUCCCAUUCACAGUACUAUUUCUGUCUUAGUCAUUGUUUAAGUUGCUUGAGCUAAACAUGUAAACACCCUGUCAUCUAAAAGAGAGGUUGUAUUUUUCUAUCCUAAACUGCUCAUCAUCAGACCGGAACACUUUCCAGUAACUCUGGGAGUACUGGCCCUGAACACUAUCAACAGAGGGCCUGCCAUGCCGAUGGUUGGCCAAGACUUCACACACCGGAGGGCACAUUGCGUGGACUGCCGAAACUAAUUACAGUGCCUGGGGCUCUCUGCCGGGAUUGGCUAUCGCACAAGGCACAGAAUGAGUGGUUGAUGGGGGUUUAUUCAUGUGGACUGAUUCUGAUAUAUCCUUGCUCUCCUUGGUUUUGUGGGUGGACUUGCCAGAACUUAAUGAAGUUUUUUGAAAAUGUUUUUAUUUCACCUCUGAUGUAAUGCUUGUUUUCUGUUUUUGACAUUUCAAGUGGAAACCUCAUUAUUUUCCUUCAGUACCUUGUCUGCGCACAAUCUUUCAAGGUGUACAUUAAUGAAGACCAACAUGAACAUUCGUCAAAAGUAUUUACAGUAUAUGAAGGAAACACGAGGGUUACCUCAGUAGUUUUGUUGAAACUGAAGUAUUUUGUAUUUUUGAAAAAGUACUAUAGUUUGAGUGGGAAACACUGAAAUUUCACCAUUGGUUGGUCAGACUCUUUGAGGACCUGUAUUUACAGUGUACAAGAUGCCUUAUUCUCAGAAUGGGAUGCUGGCUUUGUUGAAGGAGCUUCCUAAUAAGGAUGACUGUUUACUCCAAAGAAAUCUAGACUGUAUUUCUUUUUUAAAUUUGAAUUGGGGUGUCAGAUUUGUCGACGUUGCAGACUGAAUAUGAAUAGAAGCUUGUAGAUUUGAGAAGUGCAUUAUGUUUUCCAUUGAGGAGAAAAUCCACCCUUGCUGCAUAAUUGUCAUUUCUUCUGCUUUUCUUGGUAUAGUUUUUGUUCCUCAUAAGUGUUGCAUUGCCCAACUCUUAUUGCCCUAAAUCUCCCACAGGUAAAGAUUUAGGACCGUAAGGAUUAAUUUGUGAUGCAAUAGAAUAGACCAUUUUUUUGUGAUAUGACCAAGGUCGCAGACUUCUUUGUAUCAGAUCUUCUCAAGUUAUUGUGAAGAACUUACCUUGCUGGUUAUUGAUUGUGUAACAGCGUAAGAAAUGAAAUGAGAUUAAAAUGGCAAUGAAAAGACAACUAAAUGUCUUUGAUCGAAAGAAACAGUUCCGUUAAGUCCAGUGCGGGAUAUCUUGUUAAUAAAUUAGUGAGGAGAUUGUAUUGUCGUCUACAAAUGAAGAUGAUGCAAAUUGUAUGUUGUUUCAAUAGGUUGAGAAGGGUACACGUCAGGUUUUCGCUGAUUAUCAGUGUGGAUGUUUGGGGGCAAAAACGCAUGAAAACUCACCUUAAUUGUGAGCAGUAUUGAUAACCGCACAAGGAGGGUCGGUGCAAGUGAUUGUUAGCUUGUUUAUGAAAAAAAUGAUAUUUUUAUUGGAAAACGUUUUGGGCUCUUGUCGAAAAAGUGUUUACUUUUUCUGUUCUGGUGACGUGGCGUUGCCCAUCAGUGAGGCAUGUUAGUUAGGUUGGAAAUAAAAAUUGAUGCCUCAACAAUGUCGGGAAACAGGUUCUUUUUUUUUUUGGCAAGUAAUAUCUAUGAAGAAUUUGUUUAAUACAGAAGCGCAAGGCCUUGCCGAUAUUUCGUAAAUAUUUAUUGUUCCUACACAGAAUUGCGAUUUCCUUUUCCUAAACGCCACUGAGAAAAAAGAAUCGUCGACAGAAACAGAUGUAAAAAAAAUAAUUUGAUUUCUUAGUUUUUGUGUUGCGUGCAGUAAAGGGUACAAAUUGUGUUGUUUAAACUUGGUUGUGGACUGGAUUAAAUCGUCGUUGACUUGUUAUGUUAAUCGGUAUUAUUCUGAUCGGCACUGUUAGUACUAUUAAUGCAAUCAUUGCGUGGUAACACUCCCAUAAAACCAAAUUCGUCAAAG